CUUUUAUAGUGCGUUACAGGACCGACUGAUCUCUCCUCCCUGGAGUCAAAUGAUAUAAAAGCUUUAGCAGACAAUGGGCUCACAGAAGCUCCGUCCCGUCCAGCCUGCUGUUCUCCACUUCACUGGAAGAUCUUCAUCAUGGCCCCUAAGAAAGUCGAAGUCAAGAAGCCGGAGCCCAAGAAGCCGGAAGCCAAGAGAGAGGCGGCGCCGGCGCCGGCUCCAGCCGCCGCCAAACCGGCACCUCCGGCAGAACCCGAACCCCCUAAAGAGCCUCCGUUCGAUCCCAAGAGCAUCACGCUGGAAUACACCGCCGACCAGAUCGAGGAAUUCAAAGAGGCAUUUCAGCUGUUCGACCGCACGCCCAAAGGAGAGAUGAAGAUCACGUUCGCUCAGUGCGGCGACGUGAUGCGAGCUCUGGGACAGAACCCGACCAACGCCGACGUCCUGAAGGUCUUGGGAAAACCCAGAGCGGAGGAAAUGAACACCAAGAUGGUGGAUUUUGAGACCUUCUUGCCCAUGCUGCAGCACAUCUCUCGCUCGAAGGAUCAGGGCAGCUUUGAGGACUUUGUGGAAGGACUGAGGGUUUUUGACAAGGAGGGUAACGGCACCAUCAUGGGGGCGGAGUUACGGCACGUUCUGGCCACGCUGGGCGAGAGGAUGACAGAAGAUGAGGUGGACCAACUCAUGGCCGGACAGGAAGAUGCCAACGGCUGCAUUAACUAUUCCUCUUUUGUCAAACACAUUCUGUCAGGUUAAGCUGGACUUUAUUCAGAUGGGUAGACUAACAAAUCCAUGUGGGUACAUGAAAAACAAUUUAGAAGAACUAUGACUUUUUUAUUUUCAGAUCACAAUUGAAUACUACUUCAUUUUGAGUGACGUUAAAGAGUAGACAUAUAUUCAUUAUUUUGGUUUCCAAUGACAGGCAAAAACAGGCAUAUGUGCUCAGUCACAAACAUGUGUACACAAUAAAAGUUAUUUUGGAAUGGACUUCACUUUGCUAUUUUUUUAAUGAAGUGGACAACAUAUCAUGGAGGCCAACAUUCAUCUUAAAGGGAUAGUUCACCCCAAAAUGAAAAUUCUGUCAUUAUUUAUUCAUCAUUUCUUCAUCCUCAUGUCAUGUCAAACCUGCAUGAGUUUCCUUCUUCUGCAGA
This is a messenger RNA of Triplophysa rosa, 1151 nucleotides long. Its product is annotated as myosin light chain 4-like. NCBI's taxonomy places the organism in Eukaryota, Metazoa, Chordata, Actinopteri, Cypriniformes, Nemacheilidae. Gene Ontology annotation, molecular function: calcium ion binding. The record is from RefSeq and is a predicted model, not a curated record. The transcript has a single exon. The coding region runs from base 139 to 756 and encodes 205 amino acids. Gene Ontology annotation, cellular component: myosin II complex.